AUGUCGAAAGUGCUUCUCAUCACCGGCGCCACGGGCAAGCAAGGCGGUGCCGUUAUCGACGCUCUUAUUGACCAAAAAGUCGACUGUACCAUCCUUGCCGUGACGCGCGAUGCCUCGUCUGCCGGAGCCAAGAAACUUGCCAGUAAAGCCACCAACAUCAAACUAGUCCAAGGUAAUCUGGACGACUCGCCGGCCCUCUUCGCCGCCGCCACUGAAGCCGCCGCGCCGUCGCCCAUAUGGGGCGUGUACAGCGUGCAGAUCUCCCUAGGGAAGGGCGUGACCAAGGACAGCGAGAUUGCGCAGGGCACAGCGCUGAUCGAUGAGGCCAUCAAGCACAAGGUCGGGCACUUCGUCUACUCCAGUGUCGAGCGCGGCGGGGACGAAGCCUCGUGGGACGCGCCGACGCCUGUGCCGCACUUCCAGAGCAAGCAGCGCAUCGAGCAGCACCUGCGCGAUGCCACGGCGCUGGGCACGCCCGGGGACAGCAUGGCGUGGACGGUGCUGCGCCUCGUCGCCUUCAUGGACAAUCUUGCGCCGGGGAUGCCGACGAAGGUUUUCCUCACGGCGCUACGCGACGCGCUGCAGGGAAAGUCCACCCAGUGGGUCGCCGUCCACGACAUCGGUGUCUUUGCUGCACUGGCCUUCGCCAAUCCGGACGAGUGGAGGAAUGUCGCUAUGGGCCUCGCCGGCGAUGAACUGUCCUUUGGCGAAAUGAGCGAGCGCUUCCAGCGCACCACAGGCUACCCCGUGCCCUCUACGUACUGGUUCUUCGGCAGCGCCCUAAUGUACAUGCUUGGCGAGUUGAACACCAUGAUUACGUGGUUCGCGACAGAUGGAUAUAAGGCGGAUGUCGCCAAGUGCAGGCAGAAGAACCCGAAGAUGAUGGAUUUGGAGACUUGGUUGCGGAAGAAGAGCGAGUUCCAGACGAAGGAUGAGUAG
Lasiodiplodia theobromae is the source of this 939-nucleotide messenger RNA. RefSeq lists its product as uncharacterized. The record is from RefSeq and is a predicted model, not a curated record. The transcript has a single exon. Lineage: Eukaryota; Fungi; Ascomycota; Dothideomycetes; Botryosphaeriales; Botryosphaeriaceae. Bases 1 to 939 code for a protein of 312 amino acids.